AUUUACUACCUCGCCACUCGCCGUCGAGCUAAAAGCGCGAUAGUAAAAUUGCACGUGAGUGUAUAAUAACGUUCCUGCUGGAAAUGAUAUAAUACAGUGAGUGGAUCUCAUUUUGUGAAUGUGUGUGUUUUACUAAAUUAACAAUUAACCCAUACGCAUUUUGUCCGGCAUUUUAUCCAAAUUAAUUCAAUAUGGCUUCACGAUUUAAAAGAAUAGCAGUAGGUGGUUUAACGGGAUGCGUUGGAGCAGGUAUUGCUACGUAUUUCCUUCUUCGAGACGACGGUAAGACAUCGUGGCCAGUAGCAGUUAGCGCAAAGGAAAUUAGUCUAAAACCUAAACGAAUAUUACCUUCAAGAUCCGAUCAACUAAAAUCUCUUCAAACCGAAAAAUUCGAUAUUGUUAUUAUUGGUGGUGGAGCUACCGGUGCUGGAUGCGCUUUAGAUGCAACUACACGAGGACUGAAGACUGCACUUAUUGAAGCCGAUGAUUUUGCCAGCGGAACGUCGAGCAGAAGCACGAAACUGAUCCACGGAGGAGUCAGAUAUCUCCAAAAGGCAAUAAUGCAAUUAGAUUACGAGCAAUACAGAAUGGUUCAAGAAGCACUUCACGAAAGAGCAGUUAUGUUACAUCAAGCUCCACAUUUAGCACAUCCAUUACCUAUUAUGUUACCAGUAUAUAGGUGGUGGCAAGUUCCUUACUACUGGGCUGGUAUAAAAAUGUACGAUCUGAUAGCCGGUAGACAAACCGUAAAAUCUUCUUAUUUCCUAUCAAAAAAGAAUGCUCUAGAGCUGUUUCCUAUGUUAAGGGGUGACAAAUUGGUCGGUGGACUGGUAUACUAUGAUGGUCAACAAGACGAUGCCAGAAUGAACUUGGCAAUAGCCAUAACGGCAACUGUGCACGGAGCUACGAUAGCCAAUCACGUCAGCGCUACUAGUUUAAUAAAAGAGAAACGCGAUGGAAAAGAAGUAAUAUGCGGUGUAAAUGUUAAAGACGAAAUGACCGGUAAGACUUGGAGUAUACCUACGAAGUGUGUCAUCAACGCUACUGGACCUUUCACAGACAGCAUUAGAAAAAUGGAUAAUCCGAACGUUAAAGAAAUUUGCAGUCCCAGUAGCGGGGUUCACAUAACUUUACCAGGGUACUACAGUCCAGAACAAAUGGGUCUUCUGGAUCCCGACACUAGCGAUGGUAGAGUAAUUUUCUUCCUACCAUGGCAAAGACACACAAUCGCCGGUACCACAGAUUUGCCCUGUAAAGUGACACAUAAUCCGAAACCAACAGAAGACGAAAUCAUGUUUAUUUUAGAAGAAGUAAAAAAUUAUCUUAACCCAGACGUAGAAGUCCGAAGAGGAGAUGUACUGUCAGCUUGGAGCGGAAUAAGACCACUUGUUUCUGAUCCAAAUAAACCCAACACCCAGUCAUUAGCUAGAAAUCAUAUCGUGCACGUUAGUGAAUCCGGUUUGGUCACAAUAGCAGGAGGGAAAUGGACAACUUACAGAUCCAUGGCUGCAGAAACCAUCGACGAAGCGAUUAAAGCUUGUAAUUUGACUCCCAAAUAUAAAGACAGUCAAACAGAUAUGAUGGUUCUUUACGGAGCCCAUGGAUGGACUCCAACCAUGUAUAUUCGAUUGGUACAAGAUUUUGGUUUAGAAUGUGAAGUAGCGCAACAUCUGUCAAAAUCUUAUGGAGACAGAGCUUUUGCUGUAGCUAAAAUGGCAUCUUUGACAGGUAAACGGUGGCCGAUUAUUGGAAAAAAACUUCAUCCUGAAUUUCCAUACAUUGACGCUGAAGUGAGAUAUGGUGUAAGAGAAUACGCUAUUACAGCUGUAGAUAUGAUCGCUAGAAGAGUGAGGUUAGCUUUCUUGAACGUCCAAGCUGCUCAAGAAGCGCUACCUGAUAUUGUUAAUAUCAUGGCUGAAGAAUUAGGUUGGUCCGAAGAGGAAAAGAAGAACCAAAUGAAACAAGCUUCAGAAUUUCUUCAAAACGAAAUGGGUCAAAAUGUGAACCGGGCUAGUAGAGACAAAAUACCAAUUAAUUUAAGUAAAGAAGAAAUACAACUUUACAUUAAAAGAUUCCAAUACAUCGACAAAGACCGAAAAGGAUACGUAUCCAUAAAUGACAUUAGGAGAAGUCUAAAAUCAUUAGGAAUAAAACUUACCGACGACGAAGUCCAUGUUUUAUUAUCGGAGAUCAACCUAAUGUUUAAUGGUCAACUGGAUCUAGCGGAUUAUUUACACAUGAUGUCCGCCAUCAAAUCCGGUCACGUGACGUAUUCCAGAUUCGCAAGAAUGGCCGAAUUAGAAGAAAUCAAACAAGAAACUGAAUUACUCAAAAAGAAAUUAUCUGUUGAACGUAGCGGUGGUGGGCUGUAAGAAAAAGAAAAUUGGGAAUGCACGAAAAAAAAAUAGUGAUUCCUUUUCAAAGUGGGAUUAGAUAUACUAUUCUAUUCCAUAUCUAUUUUAGUUCAUACCUAUUUAUUUUUAUUUAUUUAUUAAAUGAUCUGUAAGUUUUAUUUUAUGAAAGACUUUUUGAGAAUAGAAAAUGUCGCUCGAUAAGUAGAAAAUAUCUGCUCCGUGCUUUAUGUCUAUAAUGGAAGUAGAAAACUGCCGGAUAUCCGGAUUUAAAUUUGUACCUAAGCAAUAAGUACAAAACUUUAUGCAACUCCAGAUUGUAAUAAGAUUAGUCUUUCACUUUUGGCUACUGCCAAUUUCAAAUCUUAAAAUAUUGUUGGUGUCAACACUGGAUGAAAAUUACCAAUGUGGAUUUUCCUAUACGUUACGGUAAGGUUUGUUGGAGUUGACCCUGACAUAGGAGUUACUCCUCUGCAGGGCUGGGGUUGUGGUGGUUGCGUGGGAUUGUGCUUGCUGUCUUGGUUGUAAGGAGGAAACGCGACAACAAUUGGCCAAAAGACCAAAAGAGAGUACUUUUUACCUUUGAAAAAGAAUAUAAUGUUUAUAGACUACCUGGAUUUUCGAUAUUCUCAUAGGCUAUGGCGUUGAAAGUACCUGAAAUGGCAACAAGGACACAAAACCUGAUCCAUCUUCAGCAUAUAAAAUAAUCAGCUUUUUCCUUUGGCUACUGGCGAUUUUAAUCAAUCAGUUUUUCCAUACUUUUACAAGCUGUAAAUGUACUUUUCGUCACAAUAUACUGUCAUCUGCCUUCUUUACUUAGAAAAUGGCGCAUUUUAUGUUCUUAAAUAUAUUUUAUCUACAACCACUUUAUUUAUUAUGUCAUCGUUCAAUUGACUGGAAUUUUUUUGAUACGAUCGAUGAAACUAUUGUUUUGCCAAUCAUAAAACACUCGAAAUAAAUUCAUGUAUCAAGAUUUUCACGUCAAUAUUUAUACUAAUAGACAAAACAAGGUUAUUUAUUAAUCUUUUGCUAAUUGUUUUUGUGCCUAAAUAUUUCCAUUUCCAAAUUCUUAUAAAUAUUAUUUAUUGUGCUAUACACUCUAGGUAUGUUAUUUUUCCUUUGGAAAUUGUUGAAUAAAAAAGAAUACUCA
Messenger RNA from Diorhabda carinulata, 3501 nucleotides. RefSeq names its product glycerol-3-phosphate dehydrogenase, mitochondrial (gene Gpo1). Gene Ontology annotation, cellular component: mitochondrion; glycerol-3-phosphate dehydrogenase (FAD) complex. The transcript is spliced from 13 exons. Gene Ontology annotation, biological process: glycerol-3-phosphate metabolic process. Lineage: Eukaryota; Metazoa; Arthropoda; Insecta; Coleoptera; Chrysomelidae. Gene Ontology annotation, molecular function: glycerol-3-phosphate dehydrogenase (quinone) activity; calcium ion binding. The record is from RefSeq and is a predicted model, not a curated record. Bases 192 to 2372 code for a protein of 726 amino acids.